Molecule: messenger RNA, 771 nt
Organism: Pyrenophora tritici-repentis Pt-1C-BFP
Lineage: Eukaryota; Fungi; Ascomycota; Dothideomycetes; Pleosporales; Pleosporaceae
Product: FAP multi-domain protein
Molecular function (GO): serine-type endopeptidase activity
Source: RefSeq, a predicted model, not a curated record
AUGAUAUCCUCGGGCUUCACAAACGCGCCCGUAUCGCAAUUCCUCGUUUUUGGCACCGUCAUUGGCGCGCUGCUGGCGUCGGUGACGGAUACGCGGUAUUAUUUGCAUAUUCAGGUUGUGCCGCAUAUAUGGGGGUAUGGGCAGUUUUGGAGGUUUUUGGCGUGGCAGGCCAGUUUUACAAAUUCGACUGAAGUGCUGUUUGCGGCGUUGACGUUUUAUCAAUUACGUGUUGUAGAGCGGUUGUGGGGGAGUAGGAAGUUUGCUUCAUUCCUCCUAGCAACACUCCCAUAUACGACACUCCUACCCCCUCUCCUCCUAACCUUCAUCCUCCGACCCCUCUCCCUCGGCCGCCUAAACUACCUCCCCGCAGGCCCAACACCCAUCCUCUUCGCCCUCCUCGCAAACUACUACGCCGCGGUCCCAUACACAUAUCGCUAUAAAAUCUCGCCUUGGGCUGCCUCCUCCUCCACGCCGUCUACCACCUCUUCAUCAUCACAACAACAAAACACGCGCCAAACACCGACCCCCACAGCCCUCUGGUCUCGCAGCUUAACCCUCACAAGCAAAAGCCUAUCCUACCUACCCCCUUUACAACUCGCCCUCUCCCAGUUUCCUGGCUCGCUGCUCGCGGCAGCCGUAGGCUGGGGCGUGGGAACCGCGUAUCGCCGGGAGCUGCUUCCUGGUGCGACGAGGUGGCGUGUGCCGGGGUGGAUGGUGGGAGAGGAGAAGAAGGGUGGGUUUGAGGGGCUGAGGGCUAGACUGGGAUGCUGA